AAACAACCCAUAACAUGAAGUCAUGAAGUCUUCCCUCGCAAAAUAUCGGUUAAUGGAAGGCUAAUUAAUUAAGUUCGUAAAAAAGCUUUAAUACUCUACUUACCUAAAAAAUCCCACACUCUCCGUAACGUCGGUUCACGCGCCCCUCUCGAUGUCACCCUUACCGGCGAUCUCACGUUACGUCAUCGCUUAUCCCUCUUUCUCAAACCCUCUUAUUCCUCUUAUCAUGCUUUACUCGUCGGCCGGCGCCUUUUCUCUCUCUUCUUUCUCUCUCCUACUUUCUCUCUCCUCCAAUAAAAUUCCUCCGAUUACCUCCAUAACUUCAACAACCUACCCUACCUCCUUCUUCUUCUUCAUCUUCCUCUUCUUCCUUUGACUGAUCUGAUUGUUCUCAAGGUUUUUAUCAAUGGCGGAAGGUCCAGAUUCAUCGUCGCCAUCUCUGGCGAUGAUUUCAUCGUCUCGGCCUGUUCCAGUGAGGGAGGAUUGUUGGAGCGAAGACGCGACGUUUACGCUGAUCGAGGCGUGGGGACAGAGGUAUAUUGAGCUGAAUCGAGGAAAUCUGAGGCAGAAACAAUGGCAGGAGGUUGCUGAUACGGUGAAUAACCGCCAUGGACAUGUGAAGAAAGCUCGGAGAACGGAUGUGCAGUGUAAGAAUCGGAUCGAUACUUUGAAGAAGAAGUAUAAGAUUGAGAAGGCUAGGGUUUUGGAUUCUAAUGGUGAGUAUAAGAGUUCUUGGCCUUUCUUUGAUCCUUUGGAUCAAUUGAUUGGAUCUACUAUGCCGUUGAAGAAAAUUUCUUCUCCUUCGCCUCCAAUGGCGGUUCCGUUGAUUGCUCAUCGGACGCCGAUGAUUUUGCCUCAGAAGAGGCCGGCGCCGUCUCCGUCGCCUCCGGUUCCGACUCCGGCGCCGAUGCGAGGUGAUGAGCCGUCGUAUUUUAGGAAGAAUUAUUCGGCGAUUGCUGCUGCUGCCGCGGCUGCUGCGGUGGAGAGUGAGGAUGAGGAUGAGGAAGAAGAGGAGGAGGAGGAAGAGGAAGUAGAGGUGAGUGGAGAGAGUAGUGAGGCGGAUGGGAUAAGGAAGCUGGCAAGGGUGAUUGAGAAGUUUGGGGAGGUUUAUGCGAAAGUCGAGGCCGAAAAGCAGAGGCAGAUGGUUGAAUUGGAGAAGCAGAGGAUGCAAUUUGCCAAGGAGAUGGAGUGUCAAAGGAUGCAGAUGCUUGUUGAAAUGCAGGUGCAGCUUGAGAAGGUUAAGCGUGCCAAGAGAUCCGAUUCGAAUGGAGGAACUAACCUCUCUUUCAUGCUCUCUUCAACUCUUACAGAUAUGUAUAGCUAGCUUCUUUGGGGAGCCACACUUGAAGUCUGAUUUAUGAGGUAGCCUGCAAUUUCUUGCUAAUGUAUCAAAUCGCUUUUGGGAAAGUUAAUACCAGUAAUUUUAGAAGUGCCGUGGACAGGAAGGUAGAAUGAUUUGCAAACUACAGUAGUUUGGAAUGUUAUGAUGGUUUAACUUCUAUUUGCUCUCUAUUGACUCUUGAUUCUUAGAUUAUUGCCCGAUUUGGAUAUGAUAAUUUGUAAUUCAAAUGUUUUACAAAAUGCUAGACGCUAGUAGGUCUUCAGGAAGCUCACGUCGGUCAUGCUUCUUUUGAAUGAAUGUGCAGUUGGAUUAUGUUCA
Messenger RNA from Chenopodium quinoa (quinoa), 1660 nucleotides. Its product is annotated as trihelix transcription factor ASIL2-like. The record is from RefSeq and is a predicted model, not a curated record. The coding region runs from base 407 to 1324 and encodes 305 amino acids. NCBI's taxonomy places the organism in Eukaryota, Viridiplantae, Streptophyta, Magnoliopsida, Caryophyllales, Amaranthaceae. Gene Ontology annotation, cellular component: nucleus. Gene Ontology annotation, molecular function: transcription cis-regulatory region binding. The transcript has 3 exons.